Molecule: messenger RNA, 1469 nt
Organism: Quercus robur (English oak)
Lineage: Eukaryota; Viridiplantae; Streptophyta; Magnoliopsida; Fagales; Fagaceae
Product: replication factor C subunit 3
Exons: 11
Coding region: 173-1237 (354 amino acids)
Biological process (GO): DNA repair; DNA-templated DNA replication
Cellular component (GO): DNA replication factor C complex; nucleus
Molecular function (GO): DNA clamp loader activity; DNA binding; ATP hydrolysis activity
Source: RefSeq, a predicted model, not a curated record
UAAACAGUCAAGUGGGAAGCAGGUCCAAGUCUGUCUCUAACCUAGCCUCUCACUCUUAUGUUUCCCGCCAAUCUAAUUCUCAGCAAUUCCCUCUCUCAAAACUCAGAAGCUACAAAAACAAAUACAGAAAGAGAGUGUUGAAGAAGCUUGAAUUGCCGAAGAAGAUACAAAGAUGUUGUGGGUAGACAAGUACAGACCCAAAACCCUAGACAACAUCACCGCCCAUCAACACAUAGCCCAAAACCUCAAGAAACUCGUGACGGAGCAGGAUUGCCCACAUUUGCUCUUCUAUGGCCCACCGGGUUCCGGCAAGAAAACCCUAAUCAUGGCCCUUCUUCGACAGAUGUUUGGCCCCACUGCUGAAAAGGUGAAAGUCGAAAAUAAGACAUGGAAAGUCGAUGCUGGAAGUCGAACUCUUGAUAUAGAGCUUACCACAUUGUCAAGCACCAACCAUGUGGAAUUGAAUCCCAGUGAUGCAGGGUUUCAGGACAGAUAUAUUGUUCAAGAAAUAAUUAAAGAAAUGGCUAAAAAUAGACCCAUUGACACCAAAGGAAAAAAAGGAUUUAAAGUAUUAGUGCUCAAUGAGGUGGACAAACUUUCAAGAGAAGCCCAGCAUUCUCUCCGAAGAACUAUGGAGAAAUAUAGUGCUUAUUGCCGUCUAAUACUGUGCUGCAACAGUUCUUCAAAGGUUACUGAAGCAAUCCGGUCUCGCUGCUUGAAUGUGCGAAUAAAUGCACCAACAGAAGAAGAGAUUGUUAAGGUAUUGGAACUCAUUGGGAAGAAGGAAGGACUACAACUUCCAUCUGGAUUUGCUGCUCUUAUAGCAGAAAAGUCAAAUCGGAGUUUAAGGAGAGCUAUACUGUCAUUUGAGACUUGUCGUGUCCAACAGUAUCCCUUUACAAGCAAACAAGUAAUAUCCUCAAUGGAUUGGGAGGAAUAUGUUGCUGAACUAGCAUCUGACAUAAUGAAGGAGCAGAGUCCUAAAAGGCUGUUUCAGGUUCGAGGGAAGUUGUAUGAGCUACUUGUCAAUUGUAUUCCUCCAGAGAUUAUCUUGAAGAGGCUGCUUUAUGAAUUAUUAAAGAAAUUGGAUGCUGAACUAAAACAUGAGGUUUGCCAUUGGGCUGCAUAUUAUGAGCAUAGGAUGCGUCUAGGACAGAAAGCUAUAUUUCACAUUGAAGCAUUUGUGGCCAAGUUCAUGAGCAUUUACAAGUCUUUUCUCAUUGCGACUUUUGGCUGAAGACCAUCAUGCUUACUUGCACUGCUAAAUUACGCUGAACAUAAUGGAAAUGAAUAUAUGAAAGAUCCCAUUAUUUUGUCACUGAAUGUUAUGGGAAGAGGUCUUUCGUGCCAUCCUUCUAAGAUAAAGCUUCCAUUUCAAUCCUAAAAUUGGUUAUGCUAUUGGCGUACUUAUUGAGAAAAAAUUAUUUCUCCUUUAUGAUGAAUGAUGAUUGCUCCCACGUAUUUUAUCA